Messenger RNA from Olea europaea var. sylvestris, 3508 nucleotides. Its product is annotated as probable LRR receptor-like serine/threonine-protein kinase At1g56140. Gene Ontology annotation, molecular function: ATP binding; protein binding; protein kinase activity. The record is from RefSeq and is a predicted model, not a curated record. The transcript has 23 exons. NCBI's taxonomy places the organism in Eukaryota, Viridiplantae, Streptophyta, Magnoliopsida, Lamiales, Oleaceae. The coding region runs from base 117 to 3323 and encodes 1068 amino acids. Gene Ontology annotation, biological process: protein phosphorylation.
UUAACGAGUGUAUUAUUCUCUAACGUUGAAACUUCUUUUUCCAGUGGCAUCAACUUCUCUCUAUAAAUUUUGAUAUUUGUAGUGUAAUCUAGAAGAAGUCAUCAAGGAAGACGCAGAUGAAGAAGUUACGCCAUCUGCUGGGUUCUCACGCGCCGUCUCUCCUCGCCCUGUACUUUGUUUUAAUUAGUUUCCUCCUCCCGCUGGAGAUUGCUCGAGCUCAAGAUAACAGAAAUGCCACGACUGAUCCUUCCGAAGCAAGAGCUGUGAAUGCUAUGUUUCAGCGAUGGGGAAUUUCUGGAACAAAUCAACGAUGGAACAUUAGCGGCGAAUUAUGUAGUGGUGUUGCAAUCGAUACAACAGCAAUUGUGGAUAUCAAUCCGGGUAUCAAAUGUGAUUGCUCUUACAACAAUGGCACCACUUGCCGCAUUACUGCGCUGAGAGUUUAUGCAUUGGAUGUUGCAGGUCCAAUCCCGAAUGAGCUCUGGAAUUUGACUUUGCUUGAUGAUCUAGAUUUACGCCAAAAUUAUUUGACAGGUCCACUGCCUGCAUCUGUUGGAAAUCUCACUCGCAUGCAAUAUAUGAGUUUUGGAAUUAAUGCAUUAUCGGGGGUGGUUCCGAAGGAACUUGGGAAAUUGACAGACUUAAGAUCGUUGGCUUUCGGCACGAACAAUUUCUCUGGUCCUCUACCAUCUGAGCUUGGAAGUUUAACAAAACUAGAACAAAUUUACUUUCCCAGUGCUGGAGUUAGCGGUCCAAUACCCAGAACAUUUUCAAAUCUAACGAGUUUACAGAACAUGUGGGCCUUUGACAACGAACUUACUGGUCGGAUUCCUGACUUUAUUGGGAGUUGGUCAAAUCUUAUAUCCCUGAGGUUCCAAGGAAACUCCUUUCAGGGUCCAAUACCACCAUCGUUCUCCAAUUUAACCUCUUUGAAUGAUUUGAGAAUAAGUGAUCUAUCUAAUGGAAGCUCUACACUGGACUUUGCUGGAAGUAUGAAGUCGUUAUCCACCUUAAUUUUGCGGAAUAAUAACAUUUCAGGUUCUCUACCUUCCAAUUUUGGUGAAUACCAGAGUUUAACACUGCUGGAUUUGAGCUUCAACAGUUUGACAGAGCGCAUUCCAGAUUCUCUUUUCAAUUUGAGUUCAUUGUCUAACUUAUUUCUUGGUAAUAACAAGUUUACUGGGCCCCUGCCAGCGCAAAAGCAUACAUCACUCCAGAACAUAGAUUUAUCAUACAAUGGAUUAUCUGGGAGCUUACCAUCUUGGGUCAGCGGACCAAAUUUACAACUCAAUUUGGUUGCCAACAACUUUACCAUAGACAAUUCUAAUGGCAGUGCUCUGCCUUCAGGAUUGAAUUGCUUGCAGCGGAAUUUCCCCUGCAAUCGAGGAUCACCUAUCUAUUCCAGCUUUGCAAUCAAAUGUGGCGGUCGGCAAAUCAGGUCUUCAGAUCAGAUUGUAUAUGAGAUGGAUAAUGAGACUCUUGGUCCGGCAACACAUUACACAACCAGUACAAACAGAUGGGCAGUUAGCAACGUUGGUCUGCCUUCUAAUAGCAACAACCCACAAUACAAAAGCUCCUCUUCAUCCCAAUUCACUGCUACUUUGGACUCAGAGUUGUUUCAAACUGCACGAAUUUCUGCUGGAUCUUUGAGAUACUAUGGAUUGGGUCUUGAGAAUGGUAAUUACACUGUGAAACUUCAGUUCGCAGAAAUCGGAAUUCUUGGUCCUAUGAGGUGGAUGAGUCUUGGAAGGCGGGUUUUUGAUAUAUAUAUCCAGGGGAAGCUGGAGUUCAAAGACUUUAACAUAGUAAAAGAGGCUGAUGGGACCCCUUUGAGAGCUGUUGUGAAGGAAUUGAAAGUUCAAGUGUCUGAAAACUACCUUGAAAUCCAUUUCUUCUGGGCUGGAAAAGGGACUUGUUGUGUUCCUACUCAAGGUACAUAUGGGCCUUCAAUUUCGGCAAUAAGUGCCAGCCCAGAUUUCAUUCCCACUGUUAGAAACAGUCCUCCAAGUAAGAAGAAGAAUAGGACUGGUCUGAUUGUGGGGAUUGGAGUUGCAGUUGGAGCUGUAAGUAUUCUUUCUGUAUUUGUGACAUAUUAUUUGGCUCAGAGAAGAAACAGGAAGAGGAGCUAUGAGGAUGAAGCUUUCUUGGGGAUGGAUGCUAGACCAUACACUUACAGUUAUGUGGAGCUAAGAGCUGCAACAAAUGACUUCAAUCCUGCUAAUAAGCUUGGAGAGGGAGGAUUUGGACCUGUGUACAGGGGAACGCUUGAGGAUGGAAGAGUAGUUGCUGUUAAACAGUUGUCUAUUGCAUCCCAUCAAGGAAAGAGUCAGUUUGUUGCAGAGAUUGCCACUAUAUCAGCUGUGCAGCACCGUAACCUUGUGAAAUUGUAUGGAUGCUGCAUCGAGGGAGAUAAACGGUUGCUUGUUUAUGAGUAUCUCGAAAACAAGAGCCUUGAUCAAGUAUUAUUUGGUAGUAAUGAGAUAGCUUGUCUACAGCUUCAUAUUAAUUUCAAUAUACAGGAGACUGAAUCACUUUGCUUUGAUUUAGCAGGGAAUAGAACUUUAUCUCUUAAUUGGCCAAUACGCUUUGACAUAUGCUUGGGAGUCGCAAGAGGUCUUGCUUAUCUGCACGAGGAAUCACGACUUCGAAUUGUACACAGAGAUGUUAAAGCUAGCAACAUUCUGCUUGACUCUGAUCUAAACCCCAAAAUUUCAGAUUUUGGUUUGGCAAAAUUGUAUGAUGACAAAAAGACCCAUAUAAGUACCCGUGUUGCAGGAACAAUUGGGUAUCUUGCUCCGGAGUAUGCCAUGCGCGGGCACCUUACCGAGAAAGCUGACGUAUUUAGCUUUGGAGUUGUAGCCUUAGAAAUUGUCAGUGGAAGGCUGAAUUCUGACUCUAAUUUGGAAGAGGAUGAGGUGUAUCUUCUUGAAUGGGCUUGGAAUCUUCACGAGACAAACCAAGAAAUGGCACUUCUUGACAGAACACUAUCCGAAGUGAAGGAAGAUGAAGUGAAAAGAAUUAUAGGAGUGGCUCUUCUGUGCAGUCAAACGUCCCCCAAUUUGCGGCCUUCAAUGUCCCGUGUGGUGUCAAUGCUUUCUGGAGAUAUUGAGGUGCCCCCUGUCAGUUCGAAGCCAGGAUACCUGACUGACUGGAAAUUUAGAGAUGCAACAAUCUUUAUGUCAAAUAUGGAUAGUUCAACUUCAAGAACUGAUUUUAGUCAUGACAAUUCGUCAAAAAUAGGAAGCAGGGCAACAAAUCCAUCUUAUUCACCUAUCCUCGAUUCCAAACCCAUUCUUCAUGAGAUUAUUGCCGAGGGCAGGUGAUGAAUCAUAUUGUUCUAUCUUUAUGAGAGAGAGAGAGAGAUGACAUUGUGUGGUUUUUGUAUUCAUAGUUUAGUUUUUCCUGUACCUUUUUAUUUAAGUGAUGUUAUUUAGCCCUCAUCGGAGCUAUAACCCCAAUUUAUGUAGAGUUAAUUGACAUUAAAUGAUAAGUAAAAUUAAAUAAAUUA